Messenger RNA from Armigeres subalbatus, 963 nucleotides. RefSeq lists its product as uncharacterized. The record is from RefSeq and is a predicted model, not a curated record. The coding region runs from base 1 to 963 and encodes 320 amino acids. The transcript has a single exon. NCBI's taxonomy places the organism in Eukaryota, Metazoa, Arthropoda, Insecta, Diptera, Culicidae.
AUGGCUGGGCCAGUAUUACAGGACUCCUUGAUGAAUAUACUGUUGCGGUUUCGAUUCCCUUCCGUUGUGCUAGCAGGAGAUGUAAAGCAGAUGUAUAGGAUGGUGCAGGUCAGCAACGAUGAUCGGAAUAAUAUUCGAAUUCUAUGGCGUUGGACAAAGGAUGAGCAGGUUCAGGAGUACUGUUUGAAUACCGUUACUUAUGGUACCAAAAGUGCAUCGUACUUGGCGACAAAAUGUGUACAGGAACUCCUUCUUUCGCAUCGAAAUCAAUACCCAAUUUCUGUUGGCAGAGCUAUAAAGGGAAUUUAUGUCGACGAUGUUUUAAUAGGCGCUGAAACUAGUGAAGAAGCUAAAAGACUCCGACAAGAAUUAUGCAACAUUUUCUCUGCCGGUGGUUUCCAUCUGCGGAAAUGGGCAUCAAACUCCGCAGAAGUCAUCGAAGAAAUUCCAGAAGAAGAUCGAGAGAUGAAGGGUCCCAUUGAUCUCAACGAACCGAGCACUAUCAAGACACUCGGAAUCCACUGGCAGCCGUGCAGUGACAAAUUCCUGUUCAGCGUUCAACACGUCAAGAUCCUUCAGCCCACAAAGCGCAGCAUUCUGUCCAACAUCGCUAGCCUUUUUGACCCUCUGGGAUUAUUGGCACCAAUCAUCAUCCAGGCCAAGUUACUAAUGCAGCGACUGUGGGAACUGAAGGUGGACUGGGAUACUAUCCCCCCUGGUGAGUUGAUCAUUAUCUGGCAAAAUUUUGUGCAAAGUCUGGCCCUUCUGAACUCUUUUCAGGUUCCAAGACGAGUAAUUUCGGUAAACAGGAUUUGUCAAAUUUUCCUGCACGGCUACAGUGUCGCUUCCGAGAAAGCUAUGGGCGCCUGUGUAUACAUCCGCGCAGUGGACGAUGCUGGGAAUUGUAGUUCUCAUCUGCUUUGCGCUAAAUCAAAGGUGGCGCCAAUUGGAAACAUCAGUUAG